AAUUAACGUAUCAAAGUGAGCCCGCAUUCAAACUCAUUUAAUAUUCACUCUGUGUAACUUGGUGGCAUCAUUUGCAAUGUGUGAGAAAAGAGUUUCAGAUUUGGUAGAACUUGUAGCAAGAAACGAAAAUUUUCUCGAAUAUAAAGUAGAAGUUCAUGGGAAAACAGGACGAGGUGAUGGGUACUUAGGAAAAGUUACUUUUGUUUCUGUCAUCGGUAAAACCAAAAACAAAGACACAAAAGAAUUAAAUUUAGUCAUUAAAACGUCUGCGCAAAAUGAGCUUCUUCGAAGUCAGCUACCAGUUAGAGAACUUUUUGAACUAGAAAUUUACAUCUACGAUAAAGUUGUACCAACUUUUAAAAACUUCGAGACAGAAAUGGGAUUCGAAAGCGAUGUUCUGAAGUCGCUGCCAACGUGUUACCUUACCCAAAACCUGGAAAAUGAUGAAGCCCUAAUUUUGGAAAAUUUAAAAUUGCAGGGAUUUGAUGUAGCUAACCGAAAAGUUCCACUGAGUUUUGAACACAUCAGACUGGUUUUGAAAAGUUACGGAAAGUGGCACGCUUUUUCACUAGCUUUGCGAUACAAACGACCUGAGACAUUUAAACAAUUAGUGAAAAACUUAGGCAAUAUGUGGUCUAGAUAUAUUUUAAAAACGAACCUCACACCUGUAUUUUUACAGUAUUACGAAGAAGUGAGAAAGUUUUGGGAAAAUAAUAAGGAUGUAGCAUCGGUUAAAUUUUCAGAACAUGAAGUCAAAUCUAUUUUAAUCUCAUUAGUGUCUGAAGAUUUGGAUCAGGCUGUAAUAAUUCAUGGGGACUGCUGGACUAACAAUUUUAUGUUUAAGGAAAAGGCUGGAAAACCAACACAAGUGUAUGUAAUCGACUGGCAGUUGUCUGGACUCGCUUCGCCGGUUUUGGAUUUAUCAUAUUUCAUUUAUACUUGUGUUGAUACAGAAAAAUAUAAAAAUGUGGAAGACUUGCUGAAAAUUUAUCACGACGCUGUUUGCGGAUAUUUACAUCAGCUGAACUGUGAUCCUGGAGAUAUUUUGCCUUUUAGCACAUUAGUAAAACACUGGAGGAAAUUUUCGUGUUAUGGAUUGCUUUUUGGUUCUUUUAUACUCAGAUUUUGUUUGUCCGAAAGUGAAGAAGUUCCCGAUUUUAUAGAAACAGCCGAGAAAGGCAAAAAUUUUUUGGAAAAUUUUGAAUUCAAUACUUCAAACCAAGAAGUAUACUACAAGCGAGUGAAAGAUAAUAUAUUACAUUACGCCAGAAACGUGGUUGAAUAAAAUUGUUCCAAUAUUAGUGAAAAUAAAUUAUAGUUCAAUUUUU
Molecule: messenger RNA, 1328 nt
Organism: Zophobas morio
Lineage: Eukaryota; Metazoa; Arthropoda; Insecta; Coleoptera; Tenebrionidae
Exons: 2
Coding region: 77-1285 (402 amino acids)
Source: RefSeq, a predicted model, not a curated record